UUUCCUGGUUCUGGUUUCUUAUUCACAAAUAAGAAAUGUACAACAGUUCCUUGGAUUAACGUUCAUUUAGUUUUAACAUUUUUCUGCAGUGGCCUUCCUCUAAAUAGUUCUUUUAAUGUAAAGUUUUGAGAAUUUUAUAACGAUUUUAAAAAAUUUGCAAAGGGAUAGAAUAGACCUUGUACAACAAAUUCACAGUGGAUAAGAGAAAUGGUGUCAGGAUGCCUUCGGUAGUACCAGCUCCAGAAUGGGGUUUCAGAGAUGUAUGGCAAAGCAAUUUAGAAGAAGAAUUUCGACAUAUUCGCCAGGUUGUUCAACAAUAUCGAUAUGUCGCUAUGGAUACAGAAUUUCCUGGGGUAGUUGCCCGUCCAAUCGGAGAUUUUCGAAGUACAGCUGACUACCAGUACCAACUUUUACGCUGCAAUGUUGACCUGCUCAAAAUCAUCCAAGUCGGGAUUACAUUUUUAGAUGAUUUUGGACAGACAGCUACUCCUAUUUCCACAUGGCAAUUCAAUUUCAAAUUUAAUCUUACAGAAGAUAUGUAUGCUCAAGAGUCUAUAGAUCUUCUAACAAAAUCUGGUAUACAGUUUAAAAAGCACGAAGAAGAAGGAAUCCAUGUAGAUAAUUUUGCUGAAUUGCUCAUGACCUCUGGAGUUGUUCUGGCAGAUCAAGUGAAGUGGCUAUCGUUUCAUAGUGGCUUUGAUUUUGGUUACAUGUUAAAAAUUCUGACUAAUAGCAAUCUACCAGCUGAAGAAGUGGACUUUUUUGAGCUGCUGUCUAUUUACUUUCCAAAUAUUUACGAUGUUAAAUAUUUAAUGAAGAGCUGCAAAAAUCUAAAAGGUGGCUUACAAGAAGUUGCUGAACAACUAGAAAUUUGUAGAAUUGGACCACAGCACCAAGCUGGUAGUGACAGUCUAUUGACAGGAGCAGCAUUUUUCAAGAUGAGGGAGAUGUUCUUUGAAGACAAUAUUGAUGAUGCGAAAUACUUGGGUCAUUUGUUUGGUUUGGGAACUCCAUUUAUUCAAAAUGGCUCUAGUUAUGAGAACAGUCAUGUGUAUGUGGCCCAGAAUUCAACUAUUCACAGUUCCAACAAUGGAGAAGAUUCUGGUACAAAUCCUACAAAUUCAUCAUAACUACCAAUGAAAAAAAAAAAUUGGCAUAAACAUUAAGUGGAAACGAUCAUUUUUUUUUUUUUUUUUUUUUUUUUUUUUUUUUUUUUUUUUUGUGCAGAAUUUUGUAAUCAUCUCAAUAUUCCUCUUCAUUAGGUUCUCCCACUUGAUCCAUACAUCUAAACAUAUGUAAAUUUAUCAACUGAAGUGUUGUAAGACUUUAAUUGAAAAAUGCUGUUUUCUCCUAUUCUAAACACAUAAAAUAUCUCACCAAAAACAUAGUCACCAUUGCUGUUAGCAGCCGUUGUAAUUUGGUAGGGGACUGCAUUUGUGAAUUCUUCUGGGAAGUGCAAGUACAUUACAUCAGAUAUGGUUUCCUGUUUUUUUUUCCCCCUCACUCAACUCUUAAAGAGUUAGCUAGGUAAAAAGCCUAAGCAAAAGAAUGCAGAAAACGUUUUUUUUUUUCUAUGCUUCAAUGAUUUCUCUUUGUUUUCAAAUUAUUCAGUUACUGAAAAUUAAUCCUUACCAGCCUAUCUUCAAAGAAUUUACUGAUUUAACAUGGAAGUUUAUUCCUUUAGAAAAUAUGUCCAAUAUCUUAAGGCAUCUGUAUUGAGGUUAAAUGUCAAGAUUAAUUUCUUGUAUAAUGAAAUUUACCAAAUUAUGAAUUGAUUUCCCUCCUACAGUAAUAGUACCUAUGAUCACUCGUAUGUAUACCUGUAUGUUUCUCUUGCAUUGUUCAUUUUCUUUUUGCCAUAUGUUCUUUUUUAAAAGUACAUAUGUCCCAAAACAGUAUCCCAAAGAUUUUUUUUUCCUUUGGAAUAUACAAAAAUUAAGUUUAUGCAGGACUUUUAUAAUGCGUGUUAGGUAAGGAUGUCUGCAAAGUUUAUACUCGUAUUUUUGAGUCUGUUACCUAUUAAUCAUUUACUAAAGAACAUUGUCAGCGAUCUUUGCCUUUUAAUGCUUGUUUUUGUUUCUACCAUAACGUUUACAAAGGCUGCUAAUAGCACAUUGCAACACUCGUAUAUCAAGUGUUGAUCAUGCGAUUAAAUAACUUAGCCACUUUAAAAGUAGGGCACUUAUGAAGGAGAGAAUAAUUCUAGAACAUUAUAAUGCAGAUCUUAUCUAGAAUGUUUACCCACAAGCACAUAUACAAAAACAAAGUAAGCAGUAACUGAUUAAAUAGCUGAACAAAUUAUUAUACAACAGCAUAUGUGCACAGGUGAUUGGUUAGUUGUAGAAAAUAUGUCCAGUUUGAAAGACUUCUCCCCCACCCCUCAAAAAAACAAACAUAUUUGAACUUACAGAAACACUGCUUUAAAAAUUAAAAUACAAUGGUCUUAUAAUAGAUAGCUAAAUACAUUAGCAAAAUGUUUUUCAUUACCUUAAUUUCUGUGUUUCUUUAUUCAAAUAGUUCUAGUAUCAUGUUACCGUUAUAUAAUUCUUUUCACCUAUUUACUACAAUUGAACAUGGCACAUUUCAUAAAAAAACAAACUUUAACUGCAUAAAGACAUUUUACUUCUUCCAUAACUAUAAAAAUAAAUCAGUAUUUUACUUUGAUAUGAAGGCAUUUGGAUAAAAUAUUUGUAAAUAAAAUUUAACUGGCCUUAUUA
Molecule: messenger RNA, 2717 nt
Organism: Octopus bimaculoides (California two-spot octopus)
Lineage: Eukaryota; Metazoa; Mollusca; Cephalopoda; Octopoda; Octopodidae
Product: CCR4-NOT transcription complex subunit 7
Cellular component (GO): CCR4-NOT complex
Molecular function (GO): poly(A)-specific ribonuclease activity; nucleic acid binding
Source: RefSeq, a predicted model, not a curated record